Messenger RNA from Eublepharis macularius, 2295 nucleotides. It is a transcript of the gene KIRREL3, whose product is annotated as kirre like nephrin family adhesion molecule 3. Lineage: Eukaryota; Metazoa; Chordata; Lepidosauria; Squamata; Eublepharidae. The record is from RefSeq and is a predicted model, not a curated record. Gene Ontology annotation, cellular component: cell-cell junction. The transcript is spliced from 17 exons. Gene Ontology annotation, biological process: cell-cell adhesion; synapse assembly. Gene Ontology annotation, molecular function: cell adhesion molecule binding. The coding region runs from base 1 to 2295 and encodes 764 amino acids.
AUGCCUUUGCAUGAGCUUGGUCUCCCAAGGAGAGGAUGCUGCCUGGUCUUUGGGUUCAUGUACAAGGAGAAGUAUCGGCGAAUGACUGAAGGUCCAGCAUCUUCCUUCACUCAGCAGCCUCAGGACCAGGUAGUGAUUGCUGGUCAGCCUGUCACCCUCUUGUGUGCAAUUCCAGAAUAUAACGGCAUUGUGCUGUGGAUUAAAGAUGGACUUGCUCUUGGAGUUGGUCGGGAUCUCUCAAGUUACCCGCGCUAUUUGGUUGUGGGGGAUCAUUUAUCUGGGGAGCAUCACUUGAAGAUAUUGAGAGCAGAUCUCCAAGACGAUGCUGUGUAUGAGUGCCAGGCCAUUCAGGCAGCCAUCCGUUCCCGACCAGCCAGACUGACUGUUCUUGUGCCCCCAGAUGAUCCAGUAAUUACUGGGGGGCCCAUCGUUAGCCUAAGAGCUGGAGAUCCCCUGAAUCUGACCUGCCAUGCUGAUAACGCCAAACCAGCAGCGUCCAUUAUUUGGAUGCGGAGAGGAGAAGUCAUCAAUGGAGCAACCUACUCUAAGACAGUCCUCCGUGACGGCAAGCGAGAGAGCAUCAUGAGCACGCUCUUUGUCUCCCCGUCCGACAUCGAGAACGGCCAGACGAUCGUCUGCAGGGCCAGCAACAAAGCCAUUCCCAGUGGGAAGGAGACCUCCGUCACCAUUGACAUUCAACAUCCGCCCCUUGUCAAUCUGUCAGUAGAACCACAGCCUGUGCUUGAAGACAACACCGUGAAGUUCCACUGCUCAGCCAAAGCCAAUCCUGCAGUCACCCAAUACAGGUGGGCCAAAAAGGGACACAUUAUCAAGGAAGCAUCAGGUGACUCUUUCGAGGCCAUUGUUGACCACACCUACUUUUUUGAACCAGUCUCCUGUGAGGUGACAAAUGCCUUGGGAAGUACCAAUAUCAGCAGGACCGUAGACGUCUACUUUGGGCCACGAAUGAUGUCAGAACCACAGUCUCUCCUUGUCGACCUGGGAUCGGACGCUGUAUUUAACUGUGCCUGGAUUGGAAAUCCAUCCCUGACCAUCGUCUGGAUGAAGCGGGGCUCAGGCGUGGUCCUGAGCAACGAGAACACGUUAACCCUAAAAAACGUCCGGCAAGAAGAUGCUGGGAAAUAUGUGUGCCGAGCUGUGGUGCCCCGUGUGGGUGCCGGGGAGCGGGAAGUAACCUUGACUGUCAAUGGACCACCGAUAAUCUCCAGCACACAGACUCAGCAUGCUCUUCACGGGGAAAAGGGCCAGAUCAAAUGCUUUAUCCGCAGCACUCCUCCACCAGACCGAAUUGCCUGGUCCUGGAAGGAGAACGUGCUGGAGUCAGGUACCUCAGGGAGAUACACAGUGGAGACGGUCAGCACAGAUGAAGGCGUGAUCUCCACAUUAACCAUCAGCAACAUUGUACGAGCCGACUUCCAGACCAUUUACAAUUGCACCGCCUGGAACAGCUUUGGUUCAGACACGGAGAUCAUACGUCUGAAAGAGCAAGGUACGGAAAUGAAAUCAGGAGCUGGUAUGGAAGCAGAGUCAGUGCCAAUGGCGGUCAUCAUAGGCGUGGCAGUUGGAGCUGGUGUGGCCUUCUUGGUCCUGAUGGCCACCAUUGUGGCCUUCUGCUGUGCUCGCUCACAGAGAAAUUUGAAAGGUGUGGUUUCAGCCAAGAACGAUAUCCGUGUCGAGAUUGUUCACAAGGAGUCUGCCUCAGGCAGAGAAACCGAGGAACACCCAACGAUCAAGCAGCUGAUGAUGGACAGGAGUGAGUUCCAGCAGGAUUCGGUCCUCAAGCAGCUGGAGGUGCUCAAGGAGGAAGAGAAGGAGUUCCAGAAUUUGAAGGAUCCCACCAACGGGUACUACAGUGUGAACACCUUCAAGGACCACCAUUCCACUCCCACCAUCUCCCUCUCAGGCUGCCAGCCGGACCUGAGACCUGCCAACAAACAGCGCGUGCCGACGGGCAUGUCCUUCACUAACAUCUACACCACCCUGAGCGGGCAGAACCGCCUCUACGACUACAGCCAACGUUUCGUCUUGGGCAUGGGGAGCAGCUCCAUCGAGCUGUGCGAGCGGGAAUUCCAGCGGGGUUCUAUGAGCGACAGCAGCUCCUUCCUGGACACGCAGUGCGACAGCAGCGUCAGCAGCAGCGGCAAGCAGGACGGCUACGUACAGUUCGACAAGGCUAGCAAAGCCUCGGCCUCCUCGUCCCACCAUUCACAGUCCUCCUCCCAAAACUCAGACCCCACCCGGCCCCUGCAGAGGAGAAUGCAGACCCAUGUGUGA